AACCAAGGAAUGUGCCCAUGAACAAGAAGAAGUAGAUACAUGAUUGUGGCCAGCUCAGCAACAGCGGCAGGAACUGUACGUCGCAGCAAAGGGAAGAAGGGCUGAAACAGUGAAAUAUCAGCACUCGAGAACCACAGCGGUGUUGUCACCACUGUUGGUGUAGGCAGAUUGGUAGUAGAUGACAGAGGCACUAAAACAGAAAUAUGAAUAGGCUGUUGUACUACCAAGGGUAGGGGUGUUCUAUUGUCCGCUUUGGUAUCGAUAUCAGGGUGGAUUGUUGACGUGGUAAUAGGCGGUAUCUCCGGCAGGGCUGUUGUAGACAGGCUAGAGGCCAGCAAUGGUGCUGUCACGGUGGGUAGGAUAGCUGCAGAAUUAUUGCUGGUUCUGGUUGGAAUUUUUGGCUGGUUUUUGGCAUCAUAGACAGUAGAAAAAGGAUCCUUACUACUGUACUUGGAUGAAUUGCCAGCGACACAGCUUUCUGAUGUGAUGGUAUCACAUAAACGUUGCAAGAGCUCUUGAACAAACUUGUCCCACGAUAAGGAGGGGCAGCGACGAACGAGCAAUUGCUUCCAAGGCUUGGCUGGUCCGUCUAUGGCGAGCAUGGCAACGUCGACACGUCUAUCCGAUGAUGUUUUGUUGACGAGGAAAUAUUGGUUUGCCCUCGCGAGCCACGCGAGAGGCUCAGAUCCACCAAAAGUUGGCAUUGGCGACGUUGAUUUGUUUCCGGCUGACACCGAAUUAGAUUCCCGAUUUUCUGAGGACGCACCGUCCUCCGGCGUUGCUCUGAACUUGUGGUUGAUGGCCGCGAAACCCGCACGCAUUUCCUCUAUCAUGGAGUCGAGUUUUGACCCCAAUACCGAGACCCGUUCGUUCGUCUGCUGGAGCUGGGCGUUGAGUUUUUCAGUAGCCUUCUCCAAACCGUCUAGGCGUGAAUCUCCCCGAGAGUUGACCAUCGUUCACCGCACCAAUUGUUAGGAGUAAAGGCUCGAGACUAAUGAACAAGAAGAUAAACGAAAAAGGGAAGGAACUCAAUAUGACAAAUCAAAUUGGAACAAGAAAUAAUCCUCACGAAGGAGGCCAAUCCUCACGAAGGAGGCCACGGCUACGCCAUCUAAAUUCUGAUCUCUCCAAAAGAUCCUUUUCACCACUUAAGAGCGUCAAUAUCCGGAUGAAUCUCAACUUACCGAUUUCUUGCAAUGAAGAUGGACGCAUGGUUGGUAAAUUAUUUAUUUCAAACAAAGAGAUUGCAAAAGGUAGUAAUGGCACCAUUGUUCUUGAGGGGAUUUAUGAAGGCCGGCCAGUAGCCGUGAAGCGCCUUGUGAGAGCUUACAAUGAUAUUGCCGUUAAAGAAAUCCAAAAUCUUAUUGUCUGAUCGUCAUCCAAAUAUUGUUAGAUGGUAUGGAGUAGAUCAAGACCAAGAUUUCGUGUAUCUUGCAUUAGAACUCUGUUCUUGCAGCUUAAAUGAUCUUAUUGUGAUGCACUCAAAGUCCCCUACUCAUCCAACUUUUGAAAAGAGUUUGGCUUGUGACGUUGCAGCAGAUUAUUCAAUCCGUCUGGAUUAUAUGGAUGACCUUAUUCAUGGGUUUAACUUGUGGAACUCAGAUGGAUAUCCAUCACCUUUAUUGUUAAAACUGAUGAGGGAUAUGAUAUCAGGAGUUUCCCAUUUACAUGAGUUGGAAUUCGUUCAUCGGGACCUGAAGCCUCAAAAUGUGUUGAUAUUAAAUGAAAGAUCUCUGUGUGCAAAGCUUUCAGACAUGGGCAUUAGCAAGCACCUUGUUGGAGACAUGUCAACCUUGAGUAAUCACGGUACAGGCUGCGGAUGGCAGGCACCACGAGCAGUCGAUUUGUUUAGCCUCGGUUGUGUUUUCUUUUUCUGCAUUACCGGUGGCAGACAUCCCUUUGGGAGCCGCUUGGAACGCGAUAUCAACAUUGCAAAAAAUAAAGUUGAUCUUUCCCUGCUGGAUCAUAUCCCAGUGCAAUUGCUAAAUCCCAAUUCUGAAAUGAGGCCAAAGGCGAGCGAUGUGCUUAACCAUCCCCUUUUUUGGAGCGCUGAGAUGCGGCUUUCCUUUCUCCGUGACACGAGUGAUAGGGUGGAACUGGAAGACAGAGAGGUUCAGUCGGAUCUCUUGAAAUCGUUAGAGAAUAUAGGACCUCUGGCUUUGGGUGGAAGGUGGAAUGAAAAGUUAGAUCCUUCAUUUCUUAAUAAUAUCGGUCAAUACAGGUUUCAUAGCGUUCGUGAUUUGCUACGAGUCAUGCGUAACAAGCUGAGUCAUUACAGGGAGAUUCCUGCAGAAAUUCAGCAACUAAUCGGAGCGGUACCUGAAGGAUUCGACAGAUAUUUCAGGAGUCGGUUCCCAAAAUUAUUGAUUGAAGUGUACAAAGUGAUGAGCAAAUACUGCAGCAAAGAAGAUUGCUUUGCCAAGUACUUCAAUGGACCUGAGUUCUAGUUGUUGUUUGUAUUUUGUACAUAGAAUAUGAAUGGGCAUUGUGUGUGUUGUACAUAACUUAAUAAAAGCUUAUUUUCUGGUGUCAA
Messenger RNA from Salvia splendens (bonfire salvia), 2533 nucleotides. Its product is annotated as serine/threonine-protein kinase/endoribonuclease IRE1a-like. Lineage: Eukaryota; Viridiplantae; Streptophyta; Magnoliopsida; Lamiales; Lamiaceae. The record is from RefSeq and is a predicted model, not a curated record. Gene Ontology annotation, molecular function: RNA endonuclease activity; ATP binding; protein serine/threonine kinase activity. Gene Ontology annotation, cellular component: IRE1-TRAF2-ASK1 complex. Gene Ontology annotation, biological process: IRE1-mediated unfolded protein response; intrinsic apoptotic signaling pathway in response to endoplasmic reticulum stress; mRNA processing.